Messenger RNA from Armigeres subalbatus, 15795 nucleotides. It is a transcript of the gene nej, whose product is annotated as histone lysine acetyltransferase CREBBP. Bases 1504 to 10029 code for a protein of 2841 amino acids. Gene Ontology annotation, biological process: positive regulation of transcription by RNA polymerase II. Gene Ontology annotation, cellular component: histone acetyltransferase complex; transcription regulator complex. The record is from RefSeq and is a predicted model, not a curated record. Gene Ontology annotation, molecular function: zinc ion binding; chromatin DNA binding; protein binding. Lineage: Eukaryota; Metazoa; Arthropoda; Insecta; Diptera; Culicidae. The transcript has 15 exons.
GAGAGCGAAUCCGCAGCCAGCCAAAAGCAAAAGCAGCGCUCCUCCUUGUGUCGUUUGUGGCAGCAGCAUUCAGCAGAGCAGCGACGAUUCACACAGGCAGGCAAGCAGGCAGGGCCCAUCGCAGCAAGCGCUGAAAGGAAAGAGUGUGUGUUGUUCGUUCGCCUCAUCAAACAGCCGCCAUUUUGACUUGUUCGCGACUUUGGUUUCGGUGGAAGGUUUUUUCGCUGGACCUUCCGUGGCCGAUUAUGGGUCCCGGAGUGGCACCAGGUGGGUCCGGACCGGAUUUAAUCGACGCGCGCCGACGGUCUCGUCCGAUUGAGACCAGUUCCGGGGGUAUCGCCGGUAGUGAAAUUUCCCGAAAAUUGCGUUAGAAAUUUGGUGCUCGGAUUUUCUUCUCGUCGACAGUGGAUUCGAUGGCGGUGCGCAGCGCCUGGUCGAUGUUGGCCCAAUGUUGGGCAAUUUUCACGUCGCGACGAUGGUAGAGAGCAGAAAUACGACGAAGCAGACUCUGAAAUCGAAACCAAGGCGAGGAGGGUCGCGCAUUUUGGAGGAAUCCUAUUUCUCGAGGAAUAUCCGCUAUGGACUACAUUGACCGAAAAAAAUUCCCGGACUCAAAAUGUGUUGAAAAAAUAAGUAGUGAACAAUUAAAAAAUAAAUUCUAGUGACUUUUGAACUGAAAAAUUCAAAACAAAAAUAAUUGUAAGAAUUGGACGCAAUCCCUUUUCGGGGGCCAGCUCCCCGGGGCAAAAUGUGGCCAUUCAAUGUGUUCGUUCGCCGCAGGGCAACCAAGAAGAAAAUCAAGUAAUCCAGUUAUUCAACGACGAGAAAACGGAUUGUUUAGCGGAUGAUAAAAUUCUGUGUUGUGUUUACGUUUCGCGACGUUCGUCGUCUUCUCUGCUGUUGUCAUUUUCAAAGUGUUUUAGGCGAAGUGACAGCGCUUAAUUGCGCGAAUAAAAAACAAAUCGUAUCCGAUAUUUACUUUACUCAGCUGACGAAUUGUGUCAAGACGUUUCAUAAAAAUUUGUUUACGUCGUAGUCGUCGUCGCCAUCCAGUGAUUAUUCGCGAAAAUCGUGCAUUUUUUCUCCUUAGAAAGUGUGGCACAAAACAACAAGAACGACGGCGAAGGAUUGCUUCCAGAAUCUCCGGAAGUGCUCCCGACAGUCAAAAAAAGAAGUAGAUUCAUCGUAGAAAGUUUCGGAAAAUUAGGAAAAAUAAAGCAGAGACUGUGAAUCAAGCUGAUAAGUGCGGUGGCCAAAGGCACCAAAAAAGUGUCGAAAGCCGGAAUCGCGCGUUGGCAGAACAAAAAAAAAAAAACUGAAUCACAAACCGAAAGGAUUUAGUAUCGCUUUUUGUGUGAAGACAGAAAGUGCCGUUUCCCAUCAGCGGAGUAGUGUUUUUAGUUUUGUUUCGUUCGCUCGGGCGGGAGGAGCGCAAGUGCAUUUUCUGUGCUACUUUCCUGUGUCGUGCGUUUGUUUUGUUGUAAAAUUCGACGGUGGUAAACAAUGGCCGAUCACAUGGAGGAACCGCCGAUGAAACGGGCCAAGAUGCGAGACGAAGUCAUCGCAUCGAUCGACCAGAUUCUCGAUCUGGAGAGCCACCUCCCGGACGAGCUGAUGGGCGACAACACCUGGGUCGAUGCCCUGGGCGGUGGCAACAAACCACCAGGACCGGGUCCGGGACCGCAAAUGAAUGGCGGCGACGACCCCGGGGGAACGUCCAACAUGGCCCAGCAAAUGGCGCUGCGGCAACAACAGCAGCAACUGCACCAGCAACAACAGCAGCAGCAACUGCAUCAUAUCAUGCAGCAGCAGGGUAACAAAAACAUGGCCGGUCAGCAAAUCAUCGGGAUUGGGCCGAUGGCCAACAAGAGCCCAAACCUGAUGCCGAUGAACCAGAGCAUGGCGAACAACGUGGUGGUGGGCUCGAUGGGCAGCGGGGCAAUGCUGGGAAUGAACAACAUCGCGCAGAACAACGGAGCUGGUGCGAUUAUGACGAACGCCACCAUGGGUCUGAGCGGAGGAGUGAUGACCGGCGGUGGAAUUGUGAUAAACAACAACAUGAAGCCAGGUGGACCGAAUCCGGGCCUGAUGCAUCAAUUGCCAAACGCGAUGCAGAACGGACCGUUGAAUAAUCCAGGCCGAAUAGGAAUGCCAGGUCAGCCAGGACAGCACAUGGCGCGGGGGCCUGGGCAUAUGAAUCAAGGCUUAAGGAAUCUGAUGCAGAACCACAACGUUGUAGGAAUGGGAAACCAAAUGAAUCAAAUUGGACCGGGAGGACCCUUCGGGGGCUACCAGCAGCCGAAUGUUAGUGUAAUGAAUCCAGGAGGAAUAGCACCGGUACGGGUAUCUCCGCCAACGAUUAACAGGAUGCCCAACAUGGCGAUGGCCGGAGCGAGGAUGGGAAAUCCCCUCGGGGGUAAUAUCAUGCCAGGAGCAGGGAUAGGAAUGAAUGUAGUCAAUGAAGGAGGAGUAGCCGCGCAGGCGCAACCUCCUACUCCUUCACCGGCGCAACCGCAAUCGGGAAUACCAACGGCCGCUAUCAGGCCUCAAUCAGCUACUCAGAACCAGCCAAUGAAUCAAAUGAAUCCGACAGGUCCGGUGGGAGCUGCCGGAGUAACUCCCGGCACGGCCGGGCAGCAACCAGGCCCAGCUCAAAGUGGCUCCGGUUACCAAUUGCUUGCGGAUCCGGAAAAGAAAAAACUCAUCCAGCAGCAGCUGGUGCUACUGCUGCACGCUCACAAAUGUCAACGAAGGGAGGCGGAGAACCCCAACAACAAUAAUUGUGCCCUGGCACACUGUCGGACGAUGAAGGAAGUCCUGAAGCACAUGCAAUCCUGCCAACUGGGGAAGAACUGUCCCAAAACGCACUGUUCCUCGUCGCGACAAAUCAUCAACCAUUGGAAGACCUGCGCUCGACAGGACUGUCCGGUUUGUUUACCUCUGCGGGAUACCAACAAGUACAAGCAGGGCCCACAACAACCCGGACAGCAACAACAGAAUCAACAACAACAGCAAGCGCAGCAACAACAGCAACAAAACCAGCAAAAUCAACAAAACCAACUAAAGAACCAAUUGCAGCAGGGUGUCGGACAGGAUCCUAACCAACAGCAGCAACAGCCCGGUCAGCCAGGGCAAGUUCAACUCGGACAGAUGCCCGGACAGUUCAAUCAACUUGGUGGAAAUCAAGUCCAGUGCCCGUCCUCUACGGCACCGAAUGCGAUGGGCGGCAAUAUUCAGAUGCCUCCGCAGGUGGCCGGUGGCAUGCCUGGUCAACAACAGCAACCGCAACCCGGUGGCCCUGGAAUGGUCGGCGGCAUGCGAAGUAUGCCAUUGGGUGCCAACCAACCUCAAGGAGCCGUGCGAAUGAUGAUUCCUCCCAAUCAGAUGAUGAACAACGUACUCCCGAAUGCCACCAGUGAUGCCUCUAGUGUUGGUCCAGGGGGUGGACUUCCUAUCACCAGCCAAGCUCCAGGUGGAUCAAACCAAAGCAACCAAGUAACGCAGAUGGCUGCCGCCCUUCAGCAACAGCAGCAACAACCGAACGCUCAGCUGCAACAGCAGCAGCAAGGGCAGAAUCAAUCUCAAAAUAUCAUUCCAUUACCAGGCAAUGUCUUGUUCAAUCAGGACGGCCAAGGUCCAGUUCAGCAACAGCAGCAGCAACCCGGUGGAGCCAAUGCCGGCGGACCUGCUGGCGCUGGGGGCAACUUCCCGGCCAACCAGAUGAUCGCUGCUCCAGUGCAAGGCACCAAAGAUUGGCACCAUUCCGUAACGCCUGAUCUCCGAAAUCACCUCGUCCAUAAGUUAGUUCAAGCCAUCUUCCCAUCACCUGACCCCUCGACUAUGUUCGACAAGCGCAUGUACAACCUGGUGGCGUACGCGAAGAAGGUCGAAGGAGAUAUGUACGAAAUGGCAAACUCCCGGUCGGAAUACUAUCACCUGCUGGCGGAGAAGAUCUACAAAAUCCAGAAGGAGUUGGAGGAAAAACGGCAAAAGCGAAAAGAACAGCAAAUGCAGCAACAACAACGGCAAGCGGAAGCGCAACAGCAGCUCCAGCAACCGGGUGGAAACGCUCAAAUCCGACCCAUGAAUCCAAAUCAAGCUCCGGGAAUGAUUGGUCCAAACAUGGGGGCCAACAACGUCAUGCAGAUGCCGCGUCAAGUUGGACCAAACAUGCUGAACCAGAACAACCUCAUGCAACAGAAUCGAAUGCAAAUAAACGCCGGACAGCAACCUCAGCAGCAGCUCUUCGUCUCUCAGCCUGGACCAAGUCCAAACAGCUUGGGACAACAGCAGCAAACGGUGCAACCGGGCGGUCUGUCUCCGUUCACGUCGCAACAGCAAGGAAUGAACAAUCACCCGCCAGGAAUGACGCCGCCAUCAUCGCAGCAAAAUGCCUCCCAAUUCAUGAAUGGUCCCUCCAUUGCCGACAGUUCACCAAGUGGGUUACAGCAAUUCGAUGCCAUCAUGAAGGCAAAGUGGGCCAACGGCGGUCAAGGUGCAGUGGCAGUUCCUACACCUCAAGGGAACUCCAUGGCCGGGUCCACCGGUGGCAUGAACCAAACCGUCACACCUCCCAUCCCAUCACCCUUCGGUAGCAGUGGGUCCAACUCCAUGCAGCCGAAUAACAACACAUUCAACGGCAACCAAAUGAUGAGCAACAACUGUUCAAACAAUGCUCAACAGCAGAGGAAUAGCCUGGGUCAAAUGCCGACCACCCCAACCAGCGGCGGAGAUCUCAUGAGCUCCGCCGGAAACAGUGUUCCAAUUCCGUCGCCUUCACCAAGCUUAACUCCAAAUGGACCGAUUCCGCCUCCACCCGUGAGCACUCCAAAUACGCCGAAUGUGUCGGCGUUGAUUGCUUCCGUGCCGGAACCGACCCCUCCACCUCCAAUCUCGUCACCCAUCCCGAUCUCGACGCCACCUGCCAUGGGCGCCCUAUCCAACAACAGUAGCAUGCCAGCGACGACAUCUGCUGCUUCCGUAACCAGUACAGCGUCUAGCGGGCCUACGACUACGACGACGGCUUCCUCUGGAAGUACUGGCAGCACAACGCCAUCUUCAUCCAUCACACCUUCCACCACCACCAUCACCAGCAGCAGUACCGUUAAUCGUUCCUCAUCGUCGUCACUGAGCUCUCAAAUGGCCGCCCUGGAAGCAGCAGCGCGGGACCAGGACGAAGACUCCCAGCCGGGCAUUGCAAACACGUCUGGAAACGAAUCCAGCGCCAAGGGCGGCAAACUGGAGCUGAAACAGGAACAGGACAUCAAAUCCGAACCGGACAUCAAUCAUAUGGACACGUCGGACAGCGGCUCCGGAGCGGGCGCCGGUGGUGGCAAAAGCGUCAACAACGACAACUGCCCCAGCAUCAAGCAGGAAAUCAAGACUGAACCCAUGGAUACGAACGAGAGCCAGGAUGGAACCGAGCAGGGCCGUUGCGGCGGCAGUAGCAAGCUGGACCUGGUCAAGUGCAAGGACGAACCGAUGUCGCCUUCGAGCGGGAGCGUUAGCAGUGCUACCGUCAAUGCAGUGGUUAAAAGCGAACCGAAGGUCUUUCCCGAACCGAUCCAGUCGGAUCCGGCCGACAGCAAGAAGAAGUGCUCCUUCAAACCGGAAGAACUGCGUGAAGCGCUUAUUCCCACGCUGGAAAAACUCAAUGCGCAGGAGCCGGAAUCGAUGCCGUUCCGCAUGCCGGUGGAUCCGACGACGUUGGGCAUUCCGGACUACUUCGAAAUUGUGCGGAAACCGAUGGACAUUAGCACGAUCCGAAAGAAGCUGGACUCCGGCCAGUAUUCGGACCCGUGGGAAUACGUGGACGACGUGUGGCUCAUGUUCGACAAUGCGUGGCUGUACAACCGGAAGACGUCCCGCGUCUAUCGGUACUGCACAAAGCUGUCGGAAGUGUUCGAGCAGGAGAUCGAUCCGGUGAUGCAAUCGCUGGGUUACUGCUGUGGUCGGAAGUAUACCUUUAAUCCCCAGGUGCUGUGCUGCUAUGGCAAGCAGCUGUGCACAAUCCCGCGGGAUGCCAAAUACUACAGCUACCAAAAUCGAUCUUUUGGACCGCUAUCUACCAGAUAUACGUACUGCCAGAAGUGUUUCAACGAUAUCCCAGGCGACAUGGUGACCCUCGGGGACGAUCCGUUGCAGACCCAAACUCAAAUCAAGAAGGACCAGUUCAAGGAGAUGAAGAACGAUCACCUGGAGCUGGAGCCGUUCGUCAUGUGUUUGGACUGCGGCCGGAAGCAGCACCAAAUCUGCGUUCUCUAUUUGGAGUCCAUCUGGCCGGGUGGUUUCGUGUGCGAUAACUGCCUCAAGAAGAAGGCCUCCAAGCGGAAAGAGAACAAGUCUAACGCCAAGCGGUUACCUACGUCCAAGCUGGGCACCUACAUCGAAACCAGGGUCAACAAUUUCCUCAAAAAGAAGGAGGCUGGUGCCGGAGAGGUGCACAUCCGGGUUGUGUCCAGUUCGGACAAAAUUGUCGAAGUCAAACCGGGCAUGCGAAGUCGGUUCGUCGAGAACGGCGAAAUGUUGCCGGAGUUUCCGUACCGGGCGAAGGCCCUGUUCGCCUUCGAAGAAGUCGACGGCAUCGACGUAUGCUUCUUCGGUAUGCAUGUGCAAGAGUACGGUUCGGAAUGCGCCGCACCCAACACGAGGCGAGUCUACAUUGCCUAUCUGGAUUCGGUGCACUUUUUCCGACCGCGACAAUACCGUACCUCGGUUUACCACGAGAUUCUCCUGGGCUACAUGGACUACGCCAAGCAGCUCGGCUACACGAUGGCUCACAUCUGGGCGUGUCCCCCGUCUGAAGGCGAUGACUACAUCUUUCACUGCCAUCCACCGGAGCAGCGAAUCCCUAAACCGAAACGCCUCCAGGAGUGGUACAAGAAGAUGCUCGACAAGGGCAUGGUCGAGCGGACCAUUCAGGACUACAAGGACAUCCUCAAGCAGGCAAUGGAGGACAAGCUGCAGUCCGCGUCGGAGCUGCCGUACUUUGAAGGUGAUUUCUGGCCCAACGUGCUCGAGGAAAGCAUCAAGGAGCUGGACCAGGAGGAAGAGGAAAAGCGCAAGCAAGCAGAACGCGAGGAGGCCGCUGCCAAUAUCAUGUCCAUGAACGAUGACAGCGACACCGGCGUGGACGGCAAGAAGAAGGGCGGCCAGAAGAAGGCGAAAAAGUCGAACAAAUCGAAGGCGGCCCAGCGCAAGAACAACAAGAAAAGCAACGACCAAAGCGGGAACGAUCUCAGUGCGAAGAUCUUCGCCACCAUGGAGAAGCACAAGGAGGUGUUCUUUGUGAUUCGGUUGCAUUCGGCGCAGUCGGCAGCCAGUUUGGCGCCCAUCCAAGAUCCGGAUCCGCUCAUCAAUUGUGACCUGAUGGACGGCCGCGAUGCCUUCCUCACGCUAGCGCGCGAUAAGCACUUUGAGUUCUCGUCGCUUCGUCGAGCCCAGUUCAGUACCCUGUGCAUGUUGUACGAGCUGCACAACCAAGGCCAGGACAAGUUCGUCUACACGUGCAAUCACUGCAAGAACCACGUCGAGACGCGGUACCAUUGCACCGUGUGCGACGACUUCGACCUGUGUCUCACCUGCAAGGAAAAGGUCGGCCAUUCGCAUCCCAUGGAGAAGCUGGGAUUCGACCUGGACGACGGUUCAUCGCCGACGGACAUCAAGCAGACCAACCCGCAGGAAGCCCGCAAGCAGUCCAUCCAGCGGUGCAUCCAAUCGCUGGUGCAUGCUUGCCAGUGUCGCGACGCCAACUGUCGCCUGCCAAGCUGUCAGAAGAUGAAACGGGUGGUGCAGCACACGAAGCACUGCAAACGGAAGACGCACGGCGGUUGUCCGAUUUGCAAGCAGCUCAUUGCGCUGUGCUGCUACCACGCCAAGCACUGCCAGGAGGCUAAGUGCCUGGUACCGUUCUGCCCGAACAUCAAGCACAAGCUGAAGCAGCAACAGCUACAGCAAAGGCUACAACAGCAACAACUAUUGCGGCGUCGUAUGGCAGUUAUGAAUACAACUCGAGUGGGAGCCCCAACGCAAUCGAUGGUGCCGAGUGGUGCCAGUUCGCUGCCCGGAACCAGUGGGCCGCCGAGUGCUGGUGCAGGAGGCAUGAGUCCGGUGGGCCCGAACGGAAUGGGUGGUGCCGGUGGUGCAGGUGGAAUGGGUCCCAGUGGAAUGACCGGUGGUCCCGGAAGUGUCGGAUCGGUAGGAUCCGCUGGUGCAGGCGCCGGCGGAGGCAUGGUCGGUCCGGGCAGUGUAGGUCCCAUCGGAACCCCAGGUGGGAUGAGCCCGUCGGCCGCGCCAAGUCCGGUGUCGCAAAUUGGCGGCAUGGGCAGUCCACAUCCGCCGGGCUUGGCUAUAAAACAGGAAGCUCAACCACCGCCCAAUGUGAUGCAAGCGUUGAAGCAGGUUCAGGAGGAAGCGGCGAGACAGCAGGCACCUCACGCCAGCUUUGGAAAAGUGAACCCAGGUGGAAGUCAAAUGCCGCCGCCGGUGAUGCAGCGGGCGAUGGCAGCCGGUGGACACAUGGGUGGAGUCGGCGGAGUGUCGGGAGUUACAGGAAUGGGCGUUCCCAAUCAACAGCAACCGGGUGUCGUUGGUGGCGUUCCGAUGGGAGCCGGUGGCCCCGUUGGUGCCGGUGGACAAAACGUGAUGAGUCAGAUGGAUCAGUGGGGUAACCCCCGGUAUCCGAACGCCGGUGGGCAGCAGAAUCCUCCGGGAAUGAGGCCGAAUCUGCCCGGCAUGAUGCAGGGCCAACAGCAGCCGCAGCAACCGAAUCCGAUGCAGGGUGGCAUGAUGGGUGCCGGCGUGGGUGGAAGCCAAAUGAUGGGCGGAAUGCGACCGGGACCGGGUGGCGUUUGUAUACAGGGCCCCGGUGGAAUGGUUGCCAAUCCGCAGCAGGUCGGUCAACAGCAGGGUCAACCAUCGCAGCUUCAACCAAAGGCUGCGAUAGCCCAGCUGAUGACCGCACUAAAGAACCCGUCGGCCGGUCCAGAGCAGCAUCAACAGUUGAUGUCAAUACUGAAAGCCAACCCACAGCUAAUGGCGGCGUUAUUCAAGCAGCGGCAGCAAACGGCUCAGAAUCAGCAGAACCAGAACCAGGGUGGAAUGCCCCAACAACAACAACAGCAGCAGCAGCAGCAACAACAACAGCAGCAACCUCACAAUGUUAUGCAGCAUGCGGGUGCUGGCGGUGUCCAGGGCCAACAGCAAGGCGGUCCGGGUCAAGGACCCGCCGGAAUGCCAUACAAUCCUGCGGCGGCUGGUGGCCCUAUGGGUCCCAACCGUAUGCAAGGCGGUGUCCAGGGCAUGGCUGGCGGUGGAAAACCCGGAGGGGGUAACCCGCAGAUGCAGAUACCGAUUCAACAGCAAAUGUGGUACAAACAGCAACAGCAGCAGCAGCAACAACAGCAGAUGAUGCUGCAGCGACAGCUGGCGAUGGGCGGUGGCAACAUGCAGCCGGCUCCUCCGUACCAGCAACGACCUCGACCUCAGCAGCAGAUGGGCGUUGGCGGUUACGGCCAAGGUGGUAUGUUCCCUGACCAGCAGCAGUACAUGCAGCAAGGAAUGAAACCAAACCCGGGCCAGCAGGGUGGCGGAGUGGGCGUCAAUGUGCUCUCUCAGCAGCUCCAGCAGGGUCCCGGGGGCCAAGUGAUGGGUCCUCCGACCCCGCAGCACACGAUGCAGCAGCAGCUGAUGCAAACCGUGCGAUCGCCGCCCCCGAUUCGAUCUCCUCAACCGCAGCCAUCUCCGCGGGCCGUUCCGUCGCCGAGGGCACAACCGUCGGCGUCGCCCCGGGCGCAACCAUCACCACACCAUUUGCCUUCCCAUUCGCCAGCGCCGGCCGGUCCCGGUGGUGAAAUGCACAAUCACAUGCACCCGCAUCAGUCACCGGUUGGCGUCGGUCCCGGGGGCGGUGCCGGUGGCCCGGGCGAUCCCAACCAAAUGGGACCGGGUGGACCCGGUGCCGGUGGUCCCAACGAUACCAGUCCACUGACCGCGCAGGAUCAGCUUACCAAAUUCGUCGAGCAGUUGUAGUAGUAUCAUGUCUACUAGCAGCAGGGACCUUAGAAGCUCGACUGCAGCCUUAUUACCUUUUUACCACUCAACAGACAGAAUCAGCAACAUAUUGGAUGUAAGUAAAAAUGGCAUCGACCUUCUGUAGUAAUAACUUUGCUAAGAUGUAAAAACAAAAACUCAAUGUAAAUAUGAAGAAAUCUUUAAACCCAAAACAAAAAGUAAGUUCUAAUUUAGAGACCAUACCAAUUGUGGAAGAGUAUGCUUAAUUUUUUAGCAGCAAUCUAGGAGGACGCAAAGAUUUGCGCUUCGGCACAUAGACAGUUAUUUAUUUCCCGCUCCCUUUGAAGUAAUUCGAUAGAGAGUUAAAGAUAAAAAAAAAUCAAGAAUCAAAUUCUAACACAGAAAAAAAAACCAAUGAACUCUAUCAUCAUUAUUAUCAUUAUCGUCAGUAUCAUUACGCUGGUAAACAAAACAAAUACAAAAGGGGAGUGAGCGAACGUGGUGCGCGUCUAUUAAACUGUAAUAGUGAAUGUUGAUUGUGAUGUAUGUACGCUACAUUCGUCGGUUUAGUUAGUUAGUUAGUUAGUUAGUUAGGGCAUCAGCUACCCCUAUCUUAUCAUCCACAAGCCGGAACUAGGUUAGGUUAGGAGUUGUAAUAAAAGGAAAAACAAACAAAAAUUAUGAUCAGAAUAAAUAAAGGAUAAAAAAAACUUACGAGGAUUGAAAAAAAAAUCGAAAACAAAAACAAAAAAAAAGCUACUCUUUUCUCAAUGCUCCGUGAAGAUUGCUUGUUGGAAAUGACGGAACGGAAGUGGCGAUCCGUUUUUGUUUUUCGAUAUGAAACUGUGCCGUUAGAAUAGGUGGAGAUGCUGGGUACGCGGUGGAGAUUAUUGGACGGGGCGGAGACUUCGAUAGGUACUAUUUAGGGGGUAAGACAGGAAGACGACAAGCGAGAAGCUGAUAAAAAGUAUAACACAAAUGUAGAAAAAAUGUAUAAACAACUUUAGUAUUGUUUUUUUUUGUUCUUAUGAAUUAUUUCGUUUAGUUGUGGUUUGAACAAAGUUUCGGAAUCAAUCAGUGAUAGUGUUUUCUGUGUGAGAAUUAGGCUGCGUGGCGGAGAUAGAAUUUCCUGUUGUGUUCCUUUCCGAGUCUGGAUGUGUCGUUGACUAAAAAGCUGGUUGAAUUCGCUAUUCAAAAUUUUUCAUUUCGAAACUACUUCCAAUAAUUCGAGUUGUUUAAAUAUAUGGAUUUGAAUAGAAGAAGCCUUUUCUUCACUGAUUGCACAACUAACGAUUGCUCGAAUAUCUCGUUAAACAUACAUCCGAAUUCUAAAGGGGCUACCCCGUUUGGCAUGAUGAUCGAUUGACAUAACUCGUAUGCAGUGUCAAAAAUUAACGCCGUUUGGCAUAAUAGCCAUUUAGCAUAAUUCGUAUGCGGUGCCUAAUUUAAAGCCAUUUGGCAUAAUUCACAUCAGUCUUCGCAUAGAUGGGGCAUAACUCACGGGGCUAUCCCGUUUGGCACAAUCGUCAUUUGGCAUAAUGGUCGUUUGGCAUAACGCAAUUAUUUUCAAUAAUCAUAUUCUAUACGCAACUUAAAGCUGGACUUCACCAUAGACUUCUUGAUGUAGACAAUAAAGAAGACGCAUGCUUUCAAAGAAGGCUUCAUCAACUCUUGCAUUAUUCCGAGCAAUCGCGUAGUUUUAAAGAAGGAAUGAUCUCCUUUUUUGCAUUGCUCCGAACAAACGCGUGAAGGCAUCAUCAACUCUUUUGCAUUAUAAAAGGAGGCAUCAUCAACUGUUUUGCAUCAUCGUGAGCAUUUAUUUCGGGCACAUGCGUACCUUUAAAGAAGGAGUCAUCUACUCUUUUGCUUCAUCCCGGGCAAAUGCAUACUUUUAAAGAAGGAGUCAUCUACUCUUUUGCUUUAUCUCGGGCAAAUGCGUGCUUUUAAAGAAGGAGUCAUCUACUAUUUUGCCUUAUUCCGGGCAAAUGCACACUUUUAAAGGAGUCAUCUACUCUUUUGCUUCACCUCGGGAAAAUGCGUGCUUUUAAAGAAAGAGUCAUCUACUCUUUUGCCUUAUUCCGGACACAUGCGUACUUUUAAAGAAGGAAUCAUUUACUCAUUUGCCUUUUCAGGCAAUCUUUUCCUAUAUUCCGGGAGUCAUCUUUUCUAAAAAUGGAAACCAUAUAUUCUUACGAUUAACCUUUUUUGUGCCAAAUGGUCGUUAUACCUAAUGGCCCAUUGUAUUUGAUACAUCUUUUCAAUGAUUAUGCCAAAUGGCCUCGAGGUACCCAGUAAAUUAUGCCAAAUGGCCUUUAGACAUUUAAGUCGUUAUUCCAAAUGGCAUUAUACCAAACGGCAUUAUGCCAAAUAGCAUUAUGCCAUAUGGGCCUCCCCUCCAAUACCUUAUGCUAAAUGGCCCUUCAGACAUUUAACUCGUUAUGCCAAAUGACAUUAUGCCUUAUGCUAAACGGCAUCAUGCCAAUUGGCCUUCCCCCGCAUGUAGGGCCAAACUACCCUUUUAGAACAGCAUGUAAAUUAUGCCAAAUAGCUUUCUAUACCACAUUGUAUGUAGAGGUGUUCAAAAUCUAUCAUGCCGCUGAUCUAUACUUUCUCACGCCAGUUAAUAUUCCGAAAAAGUUGCCGAUGAAAUAUCGAAUAAUUUUCCGAGGAAACUUAGAAGAAUUUUCGGAGGGAAUUGCAAAGAAUUUAAAGAUUUUUCUGAAGAAUUUCUAAAAAAAAAUUGCGAAGAAAUUGCCUAUAACAUUUGAAAAACAUUUUAUAUUUCAAUUUUAAAAAGAUUGUUUGGUGACGUCUUCAUUUACGCCUUUCAUGAUGCGAACACGACGUUCGAAAUUUCAUAGCGCCAUGAAAAUCGUCAGCAAUAAAAGUCAUCAAUACGAUUACGAUUUCCAAAGCCAAAACCUGUCUAAACGUUCUUCCACAACGAUUAAAAAUGUUUUAAAUUCGAACGAAUGUUCUGUUCGAAAUGCAAGGCUUCUUAUUUUCGUUCGUUCGAGGGCCGAAAUCCGUACGAAUGUUGCUUUUCAAUGAAAAUAAGCGGUAUUUGAGAUAUUAUUUUUUUUUUGGCACGGAAGAAUUGUUCUACCUUUUCUGGGUCAGUAUUUUUUACGUCCGGUUGCGCUUUCGUUGACACUGAAAAAAAAGAAGAAGGGAUUUAAAUAAAUAGGUCUGAAGAUUCAGUCCGCAAAUUUCAAACCAAAUCAGUUCAGUAGGUGCUUUUAAGGGAAUUAUUCAAAUGAUUGAGAUGAUUGAGAGUCCAUCUUACAAUACGAACGGUAACGGCUGUGUUCGGAAGUUUAUUCGUUUUGCCUCCACGCCAAACUGAAUUCAUUUUUUGGUACUGAAUAUGAAGAAAUCUUUUGAAUAGCGAAAUCGUACAGUUAUCAGACACUCAUGAAUCGGUUUGAGACUCAUACGCUCAUACUCUUGUUUCCGUGUUCGAAUACUCUUUCGAACGUAAGUUGACAAAAAAUGAUUCGAACGUUCGAAAGCAUUGUUCGUCCGUAAACAAGAACACCGAUGACGAACACACAAACACGCGUGCACCCCUCAAAUAAGUGUAAUAUUUAAUCUAAUUAUUGUUUCAAGUAAAACAAAAUUUAUGGAACAAAACAAAUCCGCGAAAUUAUUCGAAAAUGGCUGUGCUCCGAUAGAGGCGGGUGCCGCUGUGUGGUCACUGAUUUGCGCAUGAGAUUUGUGAUAUCCUCUCACUCCUAUUGCUGCUCUGGUGGAAAAUGCGAAACAUUCGAACGGCAAUUUGUUCGACAGUUGCACAUUUGGCGUUCACGGAUCCGACUGCGGAUUCGAACGGCAUAAAUGGAUUCGUUUGUAAUUUGCAAAUUGCCUUCAACAAGAAUAGGAGGGAAGAUUCGAAAUCAAAUCAAUGUAAAUAGCUUUGUUCGGGUCAACUUUUCCGAUUCACCAAACUUGUUAUGUGUAAAAUUUAUUUAAUGUUUAUAGUUUUUUUGUGUUGCCCAAUUAGUUAUCCACAUAGUUUAAGUAUAGAUUUUUAUUUCUUUCCAUUAGUAGUGGAAAACCUUCGUAAGAUCUCUCUUUAUUGAAUAGUUUUAUAUCGAGAUAAAAAAAUGAAGUUGCCUCAUUAUCUCCAUCUAAAUCAUUUGGAUGGAAGCAACAUUUUUCGGACGCGAGUUUCUGCCAGAAUCUCAAUCUGCAACAGGCUCGAGAGGGGAUUAUUGAAUGUAUAUGUAGUACCAAGGCUGGGAGGCGGCCUUCCCAGUCGGGGCGCGCCGGGCGACGUUCCCCCCAUCCGACAGGCUGUGUCGGAGUCCCGCCCGCGCGAGACUACCCAUCGCUACCAAACAGAGUGUAGUGUUCGAAAGCAAACCGGUUCUUCGUCAAGUAUUAAUAUAUUUAAUUAGUUUUUAAUUGGUUCUUUCCUGGUCCCCGCAAAAGAAAAAAAUGCUUUAUAGUACGUUUUUGUAUAGAGAAGAUCGAGGGAUGGGAUGGGCGCACAGGCAAACCCAGUAUGUGCGUGGUUCAGGUGUGGCAACGACACAGUCAAAAACACACACACACACUUAUAUAAAUAUUCUAAGAAUAUAUUUGAGAAACUAAAAGAAUGCAUAGAGGAAGACGCAAUUUUACCCCACACUGAGCGAAAUUGUUGUUUUAAAUAUCCAAGAGUAGUUAAUCAAUUCAGUGUAAAAGUGCAACAGUCGCAAACAGUGGCGGCAACGGCUUUUUAUGGACGGUGAAACGAUUCACACUCAAAAAACCAACGCGGAGUUGAGCCUCAAGCGAGAUAUUUUUAAAUAAAUUUGAUUAAAAAAAAUGUAUAAAGCUAGCCUAGCCCAUCAGUUCUGUAGUUAGAACACAAAUGGGAACUGAGUUAGGGAAACAGUUACUAAGCAAACGGUUCAUGUUUUGUCUUUAAUUUAUUUUAGAUUUAAGGCAAAUCUAGACGUAAGUGUCUGUAUAAAAACCAGAGUAAACACACACCCACACCCAUACUUCUUACACUAAUUAUACGACUUAUAUGUAAGAAACUUUGAUAUAAAACAAAUAAACAGAAACUGAUGCUUGCGAGACAGUGUUUCAAUCACCCAAUGGACAUAAAACAGGAACGGCAUCGUGUAUUGAAUGAAAUCAUCCUCACCUAGGCAACACUCGACUCAAGCAAGAAGCACGAAGCACGCCGCAAGCUGAUAGGGAAAUAGAAAACGAUGAGUAUAAUAAGCAAAACAAGUACAUAUUUUGUUUGAGUGUAUAAAAGCAAGUAGAAUAAAACAGGAACGAAAAACAUAAAAACUGAAAAAAAAAACAAACACAAUGCGCAAUGUAUCUUAUUUUAGAGCAAAUGUUUGAGCGAACUGGGAAGGAAAAAAAUUGGCUCACGUGAGUGUAGAUUAGGACGGGCCAGACCGUGAGUAGCAGAAUGAUAUAUGGAUGAAAGAGGUGACGAAAUGUAACCCGCAGUAGUACGGAGAGGCAGGCAUAAUGCAGCGUUUAGUAAUUUAAAUAAAAGCAGAAAAAAAAAUAAAAGAGUAAAAGAAACUAGGCAACAUACUAUUAUUAAAUAUUAUCAUUAUUAUUAUUAUUAUUAGUGCGGAUUAAUGCAAGCAUAUAAUUCACUAUUGAUAAUAGAGGAGAUACAAGAGCGGUAACGAAGAUGCAAGGAAAGAAACGGCUACCCGAAAAUAGUAAGCGAAAAUCCAAAAGGACAAACAAAACUAUAUUUGAAUGUAUAAAGUAAAUGAAAAACAAGAAAAUCUAUUGAAAAUAAAAAAUAAUUAUAUAAAAAAA